CCCACCAACCCACGAGACCAACCAAAGGAGGCCUCAACCUCCUACAUUCAUCAUUCCUAGUGGGGAAGCGCCAAAGCAAACAACCAGCGCGCUCCCCCACCAACCCACGAGACCAUGGCCGCGCCCACCGUCGCCAAGUCGCCGCCGGAGCUCGUCCCUCCGGCGGGGCCCACCCCGGGCGGCGUGCUCCCGCUCUCCUCUAUCGACAAGACCGCCGCCGUCCGCGUCUCGGUCGACUUCAUCCAGGUCUUCCCCCCGUCCUCCGACCGGGGCGGCGACGACCAGGUGGCCACGAUGCGCCAAGGGUUCGCGAGGGCGCUGGUGCCCUACUAUCCGGUAGCCGGUCGCAUCGCGGAGCCCUCCCCGGGCGACCUCGUGGUGGACUGUACCGGCGAGGGCGUCUGGUUCGUGGAGGCCACGGCGAGCUGCUCGCUCGCCGACGUCAACGGCCUCGAGCGCCCGCUGCUCAUCCCCAAGGCGGAGCUUAUCCCCCGCCCUCCCCCCGAGGAGAAGCUCGAGGACCUCAUCCUCAUGGCGCAGGUCACGAAAUUCACCUGCGGUGGAUUCGCCGUGGGGAUCUGCUUCAGCCACCUGGUGUUCGACGGGCAGGGCGCCGCGCAGUUCCUGCAAGCGGCAGGCGAGCUGGCCCGGGGGUUCCCGGCGCCAUCAGUGGCUCCCGUGUGGGACCGCGAAACGAUCCCGGACCCACCCAAGCUGCCGCGCGGUCCGCCGCCGUCAUUCACGGCGUUCAGCUUCGUGACACAGGUGGUCGAGAUCUCGCCGGAGAGCAUCCUGCGAAUCAAGGACGAGUUCAAGGCCGCCACGGGGGAGACCUGCUCCACCUUCGACGCGGUGACGGCCGCGGUCUUCAAGUGCCGUGCGCUGGCGGUGGAGCUCGCCGACGCCGCUGAAGUCCGCCUUGGCUUCGCCGCCAGCACGCGGCACCUCCUUCAGGGCGUGCUGCCGUCAGUGGAUGGCUACUAUGGCAACUGCGUGUACCCGGUCGGGAUCACCCGGAGCAGCAAGACCAUCCGGGAGGCGCCACUGCCCGAAGUGGUCGGCGUAAUGCGAGAGGCCAAGGAGGCGCUUAAGGUGAGGUUCACGGACUGGAUGCACGGCGGCGCCAAGGAUGACCACUACAACGUGCCGCUGGAUUACGGCACCGUGACGGUGUCGGACUGGAGCCGCGUUGGCUUCAACGAGGUGGACUACGGCUUCGGCGAGCCUGGAUAUGUGUUCACGCUCAACGACGACGUCAACAUCGUUGCGUCGGUGAUCUACCUCAAGCCCCCGGCGCCCAAGCGCGGGAUCCGGCUCAUGCUCCGCUGUGUGGAGGAGCCACACGCCGCUGUGUUCGCCGACGAGCUUGCCAAGUACGCUUAGCUGGAUGCUGCUUCUUGGUCAUGGCCGAGUACAUGUUCUCAUACCUGUAACACCUUCUCACUGUACUUUUUCUUCACAUUGGUGUGUAUGCAAUGUUUUCAUUUGUUUAGGUCACAUUCUGAUGCUUUGUGCAGGUAUAAAUCACACUAGUAUCUCUGCCAUGUGUUGAUUUCUUUUCAAUGUGGAACAAUUGUAAGCUGUCAGCCACAAGAAUGAAUAAAAUUCAGUUUAUGGUGGGGCAA
Triticum urartu is the source of this 1625-nucleotide messenger RNA. Its product is annotated as acyl transferase 5. The record is from RefSeq and is a predicted model, not a curated record. Lineage: Eukaryota; Viridiplantae; Streptophyta; Magnoliopsida; Poales; Poaceae.